Messenger RNA from Dermochelys coriacea (leatherback sea turtle), 1775 nucleotides. RefSeq names its product 3'(2'), 5'-bisphosphate nucleotidase 1 (gene BPNT1). The record is from RefSeq and is a predicted model, not a curated record. Gene Ontology annotation, biological process: phosphatidylinositol phosphate biosynthetic process. NCBI's taxonomy places the organism in Eukaryota, Metazoa, Chordata, Testudines, Dermochelyidae. Gene Ontology annotation, molecular function: 3'(2'),5'-bisphosphate nucleotidase activity.
AGGAGGGAGGGCUGGAAUGUUGGGCGCCCCCGGGGUGGCAGGGACUAUUGUGCCCAUGAAAUCAUCCAUGCGUGUCCUCUGGGUGGGUCAGCUGCAUGGCGCUGCUGCCAAGCGUCGCACAGGGUGAACUUUAGGACCCAGAAAGUUUUGGAGGCGUAGGAGGGUUACUGGGUGAAAAGGAAGGAGCAGACAGGGUACCGCCCAGAGGAAGGAGCCUGCUUUCACUGCUGCCAGUUGAACCUCAGCACUUGAUAUGGCUUCUUCUCCAACUGUGUUGAUGCGCCUAAUGGCCUCUGCGUAUUCUGUUGCGCACAGAGCUGGAACAAUUGUCAGAAAUGUGAUGGCUGGCGGAGACCUGGGCAUAGUGGAGAAGUGUGGACCCAACGACUUGCAGACCAAAGCCGACCGACUGGUACAAAUGACCAUUUGCUCUUCACUGGCACGGAAAUUCCCCCGAGUGACAAUCAUUGGAGAAGAGGACCUGCCCUCUCAUGAUGUAGAUGAGGAGCAGAUUGAGAACGGUCAAUGUGAGGAAAUACUGAAGAAAGCUUUUCCACCACAAUACAGUUCCAUUAAAGAGGAAGAGCUUGUUGUGUGGGUUGAUCCUCUGGAUGGGACCAAAGAAUACACGGAAGGUCUCCUUGACCAUGUAACAGUUCUUAUUGGAAUUGCUUGAGGUAAAGCAAUAGCAGGAGUUAUUAACCAGCCCUUCUACAACUAUAGUUCUGUAAUAUCUGAUGCAAGGAUUUCAAAGAGACUUACAAAUGUUAAUCCAUUAUCACAAAGACCCUAUAAGGCAGGAGCAGAUGCCGUGCUGGGUAGGACAAUCUGUGUCCUAGGUUUGGGUGCCUUUGGAUUUCAGCUGAAAGAAGUGCCAGCUGGGAAACACAUCACUACUACCCGUUCACACAGCAAUAAGCUGGUAAAUGACUGCAUUAGUGCAAUGAACCCCGAUUGUGUGGUGAGAGUUGGAGGUGCAGGAAAUAAGAUCAUUCAGCUUAUAGAAGGCAAGGCUUCUGCUUAUGUGUUUGCUAGUCCUGGGUGCAAGAAGUGGGAUACGUGUGCUCCCGAGGCUAUUUUACAUGCUGUGGGAGGCAAGUUGACUGAUAUCCAUGGAAAUCCUUUUCAUUAUAACAAGGAGGUGAAGCACAUGAAUUCAGCAGGAGUCCUUGCAACGUUGAAAAACUUUGACUACUAUGCCAGUCGUGUUCCAGAGAGCGUUAAACAAGCCCUUGUGCCUUAAAAGAGGAAGGGAACUUCCUCUGGGCUGUGAAAAAAACAUUAACAUAAUAUUUCAAGCUAACUGCCAAAUGAGCUUGAAAAUUUGUUUUAUGAAAUCUGAGCCUAGAUUCAUUCUGAUAUUGUGCUGAUUAGUGAUUUGUUUUAGAAAUUAGUGUACAGAAUGUCUAGAUACACUGCUAAAUCUGAUUGUUUAGGGGGGAAAAACCAACAGUAGUUUUAACAGGUGACAGUUUUUCAAUAUUCACAGUAGAUUUUUUUUUUCCUUCCCUUUUUGUAAGUAAGGAACCCAGGGAAAGUUCUGUUCUUGUGAAUAGAUUUUGUGCAAUUUAUACUGUGUACAUUUGUAUCACAUAAUAAUGUCCAUAGUCCAAAUCUAUUUCCUUAACUUAUUUCAGGGCACGAAACCAUAGCCUGAAUUUGCUCAACAUCUUUUGUUGUACAUAGGCAGCAAUACUUAGUUCACUUUAUAUAUUGACAAAUAAUUUGUUUUGGGUCCAACUGCUUAUAAUAAAGUUACUGUUAUUGAUUCUUAA